AUGCCCAUCAUCUUGAUCACGGGCGCUGCUAGUGGACUGGGUGCGGCCUUCCUCCAGGCCUACGCAAAGGAUCAGACGAACACCAUUAUAGCUAUUGACCGGAAUGAAGUCGAGAUCUCCAACCCAAGGGUACAGUUCCACGCUGUAGACAUUCGCUCCCAGGAAUCCAUCAACACGUUGGCGAGCCAGUUAGAGGACCAGCCCAUCGAUCUAGCCAUUCACAGCGCAGGGGUACGAGGUCUAGUCGAAGCAAUCCAUGAACAGAAGCCAGACGAUGUCGCCGCGGCCGAGACCAUCGCCGCGAUGGAUCUCGAGACGCUUAUGCGUGCGUUUCAUAUAAAUGCUGCUGGCACAUUCAUGCUACUUCGGGCUCUUCUUCCCAACUUGCGAAUGAGCAGAGAUGUCAAAGUCGUUGUCAUGUCUUCUCGGAUGGGAAGCAUUGGCAACAACGAACAUCCUAAGAGAGCUGCCGGUAGCGCGUAUGCCUAUAGAGCCUCCAAAGCUGCGAUGAACGACAUUGUUCGAUCUUUUGCUGCAGAUGUACCCGAAGUCACCUUCGGUCUAUGCCAUCCUGGACGAGUAGAGACAAAUCUUGUCAGGAGUAAAGAGGAGGGCGCCAUCUCGGCCGAGGAAAGUAUCAAUGACAUGCUUCCUCUCAUCGCCAAGUGGAGUCGCAAAGACAGCGGCAAAUUCUACGAUCGCUUCGGCGAGACCAUUGAGUGGUAA
This is a messenger RNA of Zasmidium cellare ATCC 36951, 726 nucleotides long. RefSeq lists its product as uncharacterized. Lineage: Eukaryota; Fungi; Ascomycota; Dothideomycetes; Mycosphaerellales; Mycosphaerellaceae. The coding region runs from base 1 to 726 and encodes 241 amino acids. Gene Ontology annotation, molecular function: oxidoreductase activity, acting on the CH-OH group of donors, NAD or NADP as acceptor. The transcript has a single exon. The record is from RefSeq and is a predicted model, not a curated record.